AUGGACUUUGACAGACCCCAUUACAGACCCACCACCGCUAAUACAAGCGAAAUCUUCAUUUGUUUAGCCUCUCGUCUUUCUUCCUCUUCCUCCAUGAAACUUUCUAAAUCAAUCCUAAGUCCAGGCCGCGCCGCCCGUGACACUCCGAUUUCUCUCUCCAGCUCACUCAGCCGGAAGCUGCGUACGAAUGGUAGCCUCAAAGGUGGCGCAUCACCAUUUUUCACCACCCCAGGGAAGAAAAAAGGCUGUGCUUUUGAAAACCCAGAGCCCUCUUCCCCUAAGGUCACCUGUAUUGGCCAGGUAAGAGUGAAGACUAAGAAAAAGGUGAAGCAAACGCGUAGCCUCUCCAGAAGGCGGAGUGGAGAAAUUAGUUUUAGGAAACUAGAGCAGGGUCAACAUCAGGCUGUUGAGAGAGUGCGACAAAAUGAAGAUAGAAUUUGCUCUCAAGCACAGAGGUACUCUAAUGUUAGCGCAAAUCAGCAGCAACAAGAUUGCUUGCCGCACAGAAACCAGAGAUGGGUUCAUUUGCCGGUUACAAUAUGUGAAGCGUUAAGGUCUUUUGGAGCUGAAUUUAGCUGCUUGUUCCCUUGCAAAUCUUCGUGUUUCUCCACAAGCGAGAGGGGAAAGGAAGAGAAGCGGAAUGCAUCCAAUGGAUGUGACAAUGAGCAGAGUUCGUGUGGUGCUGUGUUCGCGAGAUGGCUUGUGUCUGUAAAUGAUGGUGAGGGAGGGAAGAGAAGGGAGAUUGAGCUAGUGGUGGGAGGUGGAGAUGAGGAGGAAGUGAAAACAGAUUUGAAAGAGAGGAUGUCAAUGAGGAGUUCAAGAAGGCAUGUUUUGGAGGAUAUUGAGAUUAAAGAUGAUAAAAUUGAAGUGAAGGGUCAAUGUGUAGAGGGAGAAGAAGCAGGGAGGGUGAGUAUCUGUAUACCGCCCAAGAAUGCUCUUUUGUUAAUGAGGUGCAGAUCUGAUCCUAUGAAAAUGGCUGCUCUUGCUAACAAGUUUAGCUGGGAUGCAGAUACUGCUUCUAAAAAUGACGACGUUGAUGACGAUGGAGAAAAUGAUGAUAAAGAGAUGGAAUUAGAGAUUGAAGAACAGUUAGAAGUACAAGAAUGUGAAGUUGCAGAUAAAGUGUAUGAUGAAAUUCCUCAACAAAAUGUUGGCGUAUCAGAUGAACAAGAUAUCGCUGCAGAAUCAGAGACAGAAGUGCCUGAAAAUGUGGAAGAAGUGGUGGAAGAGCUACACAAAAUGGAGGAAUUGUUGAACGAAACAGAGCAAGAACUUGAACAAGAGCCAGAGGUAGAGGUAGACGAGGAUAAAUUGAUUGAAGAGGAGGUUGAAUCAAAUAUGUCUUCAUUCGAAGCUCUUUUAGAUCAAGAAAACACAGAACACUACAAAGAAGAUGGUUGCACGAUUCAACAGGACGAAGUAGAAGAACAUAGCUCACUCUGCAAUUCAUCUUCAUCUGCAGAAUCAGACAAUGAAGAAGAAGAAGACAGUGGAUCAACACAAGAAUCAGCACAGUAUGAAGAAGAAGCUGCAAUGGUGAAAGUAGAAGAAACCCAAGAGGAAACAAGCUACCAUCAUGAAAAACCUCACGAAGAAGAACCAAUUGAAUCAGAAUCCAAAGAAGGAGAAAAUCAAGAAUGGAGUGACACAAAAGAGCCCAAUAAAGAAAUUGAAACCCCUGCAUUGCCUGAAUGUUUACUACUAAUGAUGUGUGAGCCAAAACUGUCAAUGGAGGUCUCAAAAGAAACCUGGGUUUGCAGCACAGAUUUCCGCAGAUGGCUACCAGAGAGGCCAGCAAAUAAAAAAUCCACAAGAAAUGGCUGUGACCAUGAAUCAAUGAAGAAGAAACUCAUCCCCGAUUCUUCUAAGCCUAAACCCAUUUCGACCUGCGAAAAUAAUCAGAAACAGCUCCAGCAACCACCGCGGUCGUCGUGUUCUCUGCCGGCGGCGGCCGCUGCGGCGUCGAUGGCUACGAUGAUUGAAAAGAAGCUGGUGAAUGCCGUGGGCUAUGAGCCGUUUGUGCUCACCAGGUGCAAGUCGGAACCGAUGAGGACGGCGGCGGCGAAGCUGAUGCCGGAGUCUUGUUACUGGAAGAAUGCUAUGAGGAAACUGGAGCCUCACAGACGAGCCACAUUCGGCGUCGGCGCGGCUGGAGUGGGAUUCUGA
Messenger RNA from Fraxinus pennsylvanica, 2166 nucleotides. NCBI's taxonomy places the organism in Eukaryota, Viridiplantae, Streptophyta, Magnoliopsida, Lamiales, Oleaceae. The record is from the annotation of a GenBank genome assembly.